UCUCUUGUGGCUGGACCUGGAGAUCAAAAUUGAGUUUCUGAGUUGUAGGGUUUUCAAUAUUUCUCUUCUUGUUGUUAAGUGUAUACAAGAAUGACUACUGAUCGUCUCUCUACCUCAUCCGUUGCCGCUGCCGUUGCCGAUCAGGAUUCGGGUAUGGGGGAUUUAUCUUUGUGUCAUGAUUUGUUGUGCAAUAUUUUGUUUAGAUUAUCACACAAGGAUUUGCUGAAAUGCAAGAUGGUGGCCAAGUCAUGUCAUCAAAUAAUCUCUCAUGUUUGGGUGCGGAGAUUUUGGUCGCGGGUUCCUCUUUUGGGUCUUUACUUCUGCACUCUGCCCCAACCUGAUGAUCCGGAUCAUCAAAUCAUCUUUGUCUUCGUACAAGAUUAUGGCUUCUUGGAGAAGUCAGUGCCUGAUUUCUAUGAUUUGGUUCGAAGUCAGAAACGCAAUACCUCCGAUAAUCACCUGGACUGUUGUAAUGGGUUAGUUUUGCUGUACAAUCCAAGCACUUAUCAGUUUUGUGUGUGCAACCCCAUCACCAAACAACAUGCAUCCAUACCUACAACAUGUUUACAUGAGAAUGAGUAUUUUUGUGCUGCCUUGGCUUUUGACCCUAUUGAAUCAAAUCACUUCAGAGUUGUUCGAAUUGAUUAUUCCCGACAACUGACUUCCUUGAAAUCAACCUCAACCCCGUUGGACAUGGUCAUGGACAUAUUUUCGUCGCAGUCGAGGAAGUGGGUUCGACAUGGGUUGCAACUCGACCCAAUGUUUAUUGAGGGGUUCAAAACUUUCAAGCUUUGCAGGCAUUUUGUAUACUUGCUCGGGGUGUUAUACAGCCUAACUAGUUCAGGGAAAAUUUUGUGUAUUGACCUCAAUACUAUUAAAGCUCGUGCCUUUGAUCUCCCUCAUGGCCCUGAGGAUGAUGAUGCUGAUGAUAAUAAGAUGGGUGCAACAACAAUGGGAAUGGGAUGUCUUGGGAUCUCAAGGGGCCUUGUUUGUUAUGUAAAGCGUGAUAGUUCAAAAACUUUUCAGUUUUGGUCUUAUGAUGAUCGACAAUGCACAUCUGGAUCCGGUGGUGAUCAGUGGACUCUCAGACAUAGUGUUUUAGACGAAUACCUGAAAGGUCCGGUUAAACCUUACGCAAUAAGUCCAAAUUCUCAUGUCGUUUUCUAUGGCACUUUAAAUUGGAUCGGCAGUUACAAUUUUGAAAACCGAAGUGUGGAACGCCUCGGUAAAGUAAGAUUGACAAUAGCUUCACCUGGUUAUCACUCUCCUUUCUUUACACUACGUCCUUGCUUGAUACCUUUCUACUGUUUGGGUGAGAGGAAUGCCUGCUCUACUCCAAUAAUACCAGAAGGUGUCGCCAAAGGAGUAGAGAUUCUGAGUGCGGAAGUAGCAUGUCAAUGUGAUGAACAAAAACAUAGAGAAUUUGAAUGGGUGAUCAUUAAUAACUCAUGCUCUAUUGAGAACAAAUCGCCGUUUGUUUUUCCUAGUGAAAUGCAAUUAUGUGCAGAGAUGGAGGAAAUGCAACAACCCUAAGACUCACCCACAAGACGCAUAACCCCACCCCAAACUCUCCGCCAGUCCACAGCCUUCUUACCUCAAAGACAUCAACCCUAGAAGUAGAAGGUUGACUAAAUUAGGCAUCAACCCACAAGUAUUGUCAUGAUUUGUGGUUAUUUAUUUGAUUAUUGUAUAUGAUUUGGAUCAUAGUUUGAUGCUAGCUUUGUCUAUUUGUUAGUACUAUUGGUUUUAAUUUGAAUUAGGUUCAUAAUUGAUCUUU
Molecule: messenger RNA, 1777 nt
Organism: Prunus dulcis (almond)
Lineage: Eukaryota; Viridiplantae; Streptophyta; Magnoliopsida; Rosales; Rosaceae
Exons: 2
Coding region: 91-1533 (480 amino acids)
Molecular function (GO): protein binding
Source: RefSeq, a predicted model, not a curated record